Messenger RNA from Rhodotorula graminis WP1, 3518 nucleotides. RefSeq lists its product as uncharacterized. NCBI's taxonomy places the organism in Eukaryota, Fungi, Basidiomycota, Microbotryomycetes, Sporidiobolales, Sporidiobolaceae. The transcript is spliced from 7 exons. The record is from RefSeq and is a predicted model, not a curated record. Bases 1 to 3378 code for a protein of 1125 amino acids.
AUGCACGCUCGCCACCCGUGGGCACUAGCUGCCACGCGAACCGCGGCCCAGCAGCAGCAGCAGCACGACCCGGCAGCCCCGACCGCCGUCGAGCAGCAACCAUCCGCCGGACCUUCUCAGCGCAACUCGCCGAGCAUGGCCAGCCUGCCCGCCCCGCAGCGCGCAGACGGUGGGCCUGACAACCAGCACGGCUCGUGGGCCUCGUACAGCAGCGCCUUCCACCGCGGCGACGACCCGUCCGAGCCUCAGCAGCACCAGUUCAGCUACCCUGGCCACCCCAACCUCCCUCAGCUCGCGAUACCGCCAACCUCGUCUGGUCGCCGAGGUUCCGUCUUCCACCACCCGUCCGCGUCACCCUCCCCCUUCGAGCCAACUCGCCCGUACCCGCACUCGACGCCGCACUCGACCUCGCACCCGCUCAACGGCGGCCUCGCCGCCGCGUCGGCCCACCCCGACGAGGGCGGAAACCUCUCGCGCAAGCGGUCGUGGGCCGAGACGGUCGACGGCGCGGGCCGGGCGGCAGACGAGCACGCGCGCUCGAGGCCACAUCCCGGUCUGCAGUCGAGCGGGUCGACGGCAGCAGGCGGCGGCGGCGGCGGUGACGAGCGGCACUACCUGCAGCACGGCGCAGGCGGGUUUGAGAGAGGAGCAGGCGAGGUGCCGCCGUCGCCGCUCAGCGCGGGCAGCUACGCGCCGCAGCAGCACGCGGCGUUCUUCGGCGCGCCGAGUGACGCGCAGACGUUCUCGCCGUCGACGCUCGCCCCGCCGUCGUACACGGCCUACCGCCGCGGGUCGAUGUCGCUCGCGCCCAACAUGCAGCCGCUCUACUCGCCCAAUCGAGCGGCGCACAACGGCUCACCGUCGAACGGCUACGCCGGCAGCCCUUCCUCGGCCGGCCCCGUCCCGUCGCCCCUGUCGCACCCCGACUCUCGCCUCCCCCACUUCUCGCCGCAACCUCCUCCUCCCUCGCUCGCCCAGUACGCGCAAGAGCAACGCGAGGCGUACGCCGCCUCGCUGCCGACGUCGUCGACGCCGGGACCAAACUGGGCGCCGCAGCGCACCUACUCGUUCGACGGGCCGUCGGCCCACUCGCUGCCGUACCGUCCGGCGACGAGCGCGAGCCUCGUCCCGCCGCACGCCACCACCGCCCCAACCGACUUUUCGUCCUACUCGCCCGGCCCCUCCAUGUCGUCUCGCCCCUCGUACCCGAGCGGCGCCCCCUUCUCGUACUCGGCCCAGUCGCCCGUUCCGCCCUCGACCGCGCGCCCGGCCACCGGCCAGGCCAUGUCCUUCCUCGAGUCGCCGUCCUACCCGGUCGGCCAGCAGCCGAGGCCGGCCACGACGUCGUCGGUCCCGUCGCUCGGCCUGUCGAUGCAGGCGCCGCACUCGCACUUUGACCCGUACCGGCACACGCCGCAGCCGACGGCCUACUCGGCUGGCCCUCCCCCAGGCGCGUUCGACUCGCCCUCGUCCCUCCCUCCUCCACCUGUGCCCUACCCGUACGCCCCGUCGUCGGCCUCGCGCUCGGCGAGCUUCGACGCCGCGUCGCACCCGUCGUCGCAGACGAGCAAGCCUCCCUCGCCGCCGCCGACCAUCUUCCCCGAGACGGUCCCGCAGCUCCAGCUCGCGUCGAGCGCACGCGCGAUCCACCGCUCGGCGGCGCCGAUCCUCGCCUACAACCCGGCGCGCGAGCCGGCGUCGACGGGCAAGCAGCUCGUCCAGUCGUCGUUCGGCGUCACGUACGCCGUCGCGUCGUCGGGCCACUCGAAGGGCAAGGCCAAGAGCGCCGAGGUUGGCGCCGUGUGCUACACGUGCGGGCAGCACCGCGCCAAGGUCAUCUGCCGCGGCAGCGACCUGAGCGGAUGGGCGCCCCGCCUCAGCUACUCGUGCCUCGACUGCCUCCCGCUCGACGAGCAGCCGCCCGCCGAGGACGACGCCGACGCUCGUCGCGAGCGCCUCGCCGACCGCGCGUUCGAGGCCGACUGCGCCGCCGAGGCCGGGCCCUCGGAGCGGUCGCCGACCGGCAGCGCGACGAGCGCCGCGACGACGGGCAGCGCGCUCCUCUCGACGCUCCCCGGCCCGUCCGAGCACGACCGCGCGACGUUCAAGGACUCGUUCUCGGGCGCCGUCGACUUUAUCGAGGGCGCGCCGGCGCACAGCCACUCGGCGUCGUCGGCCCUUGGCGGCGUCGGCGCCGGCGUCACCGGCGCCGAGUCGUCGCGGCUCACGCUCCCGCCCGAGGAGACGAGUCGCGGCCUGCCUGCGCACCUCAAGCGCCAGGCCCUCACGUGCGACGUGUGCGACCGCACGAUCGGCGCCGGCAGCAUCACGUCGCUCACGGAGGGUCCGCCGCCGGCGUUCACGGUCGAGGUCAUCUGCAACGCCUGCGCCGAGAAGUACAAGCCCUGCUCGGACUGUGGAGGAGGAGGAGGCAGGUUGACGCCUGGGCGGUGGAGGUGCAAGGAGCUCUUCCCCGCCGGUCGGCGCACCUGCACGCUCAGCCACGCUCGCAACCCGCCCCUGAGCGACAUCGACUACGACGUCCUGCGCAUCACCGAGAUCGACCCGCACAAGCUGCACGCCCUCGAGGCGCGGUGCCGCCUCGUCUACUUCAACACGCGCAUGCGCACCCAGGCGCGCCCCGAGAUGCUCGAGCGCGGCGACGGCCUCGCGACCACGUUCGGUCAGUGCGAGAAGCUUGUCGUCGACGGGUGGAGCCUCCUGAGCCCGCUCAUGAGCGUCGACGUCGAGGCGUCGCGCGGCAUUCGGCGCUACGUCGCCGUCCAGACGAGUACGCCGCACCGCAGGAGGGCCAAGCCCAAGCCGGGUGCGGCGCCGAGGCCCGAGCCCGAGAUCGAGGACCCGCUCGAGAAGGAGGUGUCGGGCUUCCUCAUCGUCGAGCACGAUCUCAAGAACGGCGCCACCUUCAUCGCCGUCACCAUGCCCUGGGCCAUCUCGGGCGACGCGUUCGACGCUACGACGAUCCUGCUCGACGAGACGGUCAAGCGCAUCCGGACCGACCUGCGCCACGACAACGCCGUGCGGCAUGAGCACGGCGAGGCGCCAUACCCCGAGCCCUGGUGCAUGUGGGGCGUCACGCCGUUCAAGGCCGACUCGCGCAUGACGCAGAGCCUGAGCCGCAGGAGUUUCGUCUUCCUCGAGGACUACCUGCGCGACAAGCCCGACACGGACCUGAGCAUCUUCCCGCCGACGCGCGAGAUCCACAUCCCGAACGAGUUCGUCAAGACGUUCAAGAUCUUCCUGCGCGACAUGACCGAGGACGACGGCAGCGGCCAGCCUGCGUCGACGACCGGCAGCGGCGCCGGCGGCAAGAAGCAGCCGAGGCAGCGUGCGCGCAAGCUCAAGCAAGCCAAGUAGCGCGCCCGGUCGACACUCGCCUGAUCCUCGACCCUCGCACCCUCGCCGCUCGCCUGACUCGUCCUCUUUCGUCGGCCACGUCGCCUCCUCGACCUCGCCCUCGCCCACAUGUCCUCCUUCGCCACCACGACCCUCGGUUG